This is a messenger RNA of Corticium candelabrum, 669 nucleotides long. RefSeq lists its product as uncharacterized. The record is from RefSeq and is a predicted model, not a curated record. The transcript has a single exon. Lineage: Eukaryota; Metazoa; Porifera; Homoscleromorpha; Homosclerophorida; Plakinidae. The coding region runs from base 1 to 669 and encodes 222 amino acids.
AUGUCUCCUCAGGAAUUUAUGGUUGCUCUUUGUAUGUGGCUUGGCAUUCCUGUGUUUUUAUCUCCUACUUCAUCCGUUAGGUGUCCUUGUGGUACUGUCAUUGAUACACAUGGAGAUCAUGUCUUGGGUUGUGGUCAUGGCUCACUAAGAAAUAAAAGGCAUGACACACUUUGUGAUGUCAUUUUCAACACAGUUCUUGUUGACAAUCGCGACUGCAAGAAGGAGCAACGGUGCAACAGCCACAACAAUGCCAGACCAGGGGAUGUGUUUCAUCUUGACUUCCUGCAGGGCCCAGGUGCAUAUUUUGAUGUGACUGUGAGGAAUUCCCUACAGGCAUCAUAUCUCUUAGAAUCAGCCACCCAACCAGGAGCUGCAGCUGCUGGAGGAGACUCCGAGAUGAUUGCACGGUAUGAAGAUGAAGUUAACGCAGCUGGAUGUGACUUCUAUUCUCUAGUUGUAGAGAAACUGGCCAUUUGGUCUCGUAGUUCUUUAGAGAUUUUAAAAAUUAUAGCAAGAAGAACUGUUUUAACUACAGGGACAACGGUCUCUAAAGCUAUCCAGCAUUUACUGCAACAACUUUCUUUUAGUCUUGGGCGGUAUAAUGCUAAACUGAUUUUGGACAGACUAGCCAUCUGUAAUGUUGACAAUGUUAUGUGGGAGAAUGUGUGA